This is a messenger RNA of Medioppia subpectinata, 908 nucleotides long. Lineage: Eukaryota; Metazoa; Arthropoda; Arachnida; Sarcoptiformes; Oppiidae. The record is from the annotation of a GenBank genome assembly.
AUUUUUAACAUUACGGGAGAGUUUAGGGAAAAUAAUUUGUUAAAUUAGAAAAUUAUUGACUAUUUAUUAUUUGGAUUAUUAUUAUGACGAGCGAAUCGUUUAUUGUAAAUGGUUACCCAAUUGGGUACGAUAGGUACGGCACCGGCCCGUCACCUGUGCUCAUGAUACCCGGUGCUCUCGGCACGAGUAAAACUGAUUUUUACGAACAGUUGGAAGGGGACGACCAGUUAGAUCAGGACAAAUUCACCAUCAUCGCUGUGGACCCGCCCGGUUGGGGCCGAUCCCGACCACCCGCUCGCAAAUAUGACGACAAUGUCUUCAAUAACGAUGCGGACUGUUAUUAUGAACUCAUGAAACAUUUAGGUUUUGUAAGAUUUCACGUGAUCGGUUGGUCUGAUGGUGCGAUAGUAAGCAUAUGGAUGGUCUGCAAAUAUCCCGGUGCUGUCAUACGAAUGGCAAUUCACGGCGGUUUACACACUGUAUAUUCAAAGACCAUAUCUGUAUUGAAGUCGACCCGUAAUGUCGAGGGUUGGCCUAAAGAGAGACUCGACGGCUGUCUUCGCGCGUAUGAUAGCAAAGAGGAGUUACAGAAACUAUGGGACAGACACUUGAAGUUUGUCGACUAUUAUAACGUAUAUUUCCCGCGGGACCCCAAUAUUAACAAUUAUCCAAAAGUCAACUGUCCCAUUCUUAUCAUGCAUGGCGAUAAGGACGCGCUUACUACAAUAGAGCACCCUGAAUAUUUUGUUAAGCACAUAAAGUCUGCCCGAUUACACCGAUUCCCCGCCGGUAGCCAUGACUUGCACUCUCGAUAUGCCUCGACUUAUAAGAGUCUUGUCGAAGAAUUUCUGCUCAAAUAAAGCUUUGGAUCAUUUAUAUCGACAAACAUUUCUUAUAAAGUGGCGAAC